UUUACAGCUGGCACAUGCACACAGCGAAUGAACGAUGACUCAGCACUACUCGCUGUCCGCGUGCAUAUGAUCAACAACAGCUCGUGGAGGGAUGGGGCAGCCGAUACACACUUCACCUGAGUCGCUGGGCUGUACUGAAGUCACGAUGUUAACAUCAAACGUCGUAAAGGUGGCUGACUCCCAACUUACAUUCACUGAGAGUAAGGACGACCUAGUUUGCAUCACAAAUUCCCAUAGCAGAUAUAAGCGUGUUAAUUUAUGCAAUCACAGACAAUGCACGUUUGUUCGACCGGGAAUUUCUCAUUGCAAGCAUCAUGCAACCAACGCUGCGCGUAGUGUGUGUUGAACGGCGUCGGUGUCGAUCGUAAACAAUGACUAAUUGAUCCAUGCACCGCUACACAUCGCUAAACAUGUCAGUUGGCAACUGAACAGAACUCUUCCGUCGUCGUCGCUCAGCUCACCCGUCAUGGCUUCCAGCGAAUUGACCGCGAACGGUCUGUCGAGCGCGGCGAAGACACGCUGCGGCGCGUGCCCGCUGUCGGCCGCGCGACCGCCAGAGGGCGCCAUGCACUUCAGCAUAACCGAGUACCCGAAGGAGGCGCUCGGACAGAUGAACGCGCUGCGCGGCUCGGGCAAGUUCUGCGACGUGGUCGUGCGCACGGGCGAGGCGAGCUUCGCAUGCCACCGCGUCGUGCUGGCGUCGUGCAGCCCCUACUUCCGCGCGAUGUUCUGCGGCAACCUGAAGGAGGCCGACAUGGGCGAGGUGGUGUUGCACGGCGUGCACGCCGACGUGAUGGCGACGCUCGUCGACUUUGCGUACACGGCCGAGCUGUCGGUGAGCGAGGCGAACGUCUGCCGCCUGCUGCCGACGUCGUGCAUGUUCCAGAUCACGCACGCGGUCGACGCGUGCUGCACGUUCCUCGAGCAGCAGCUCGACCCGAGCAACGCGAUCGGCAUCUCGGACUUCGCGCAGCAGCACGGCUGCUCGCAGCUGCACCGCAAGGCCAAGGAGUACAUAGACCUGAACUUCACCGAGGUUGCGAAACAGGAGGAGUUCAUGCAUCUCGGCCCCUGCGAGCUGAUGGCCCUCAUCAAGCGUGACGAGCUGAACGUGAAGUGCGAGAGUCAGGUGUACACGGCCGUGCGCACGUGGGUGCACUUUGACGAGAAGGUGCGGCUACAUCGACUCGAGCACCUGCUCUGCGCCGUGCGCUGCCACUUCCUCACGCCAAAGUUCAUCCGCGACCAGAUCGACUACUGCCGCUUCCUGCGCAUCAACCCGCAGUGCAAGGACUACCUGUGCCGCAUACUCAGCGACCUCGAGCAGCACAAGCCGUGCCCGGACCAGAAGCGCUACCCGCAGGGAGCGAUGGUCAUCUACACGACGGGCGGCUACCUGCGACAGUCGCUCAGCAACAUGGAGUGCUACCACCCGCAGUUCAACCAGUGGUUCCAGCUCGCUGACCUGCCGCUGCCGCGCAGCGGACUCGGCAUGGCCAUCGCCGAGGGCCUCAUCUUCGCCGUCGGCGGCCGGAAUAACUCGCCGGACGGCAACACGGACUCGCCGCGCGUCGACUGCUUCGAUUGGCUGAACAACGUGUGGCGCGAGUGCCCGCCGAUGUCCGUGGCGCGCAAUCGCGUCGGCGUUGGCGUGCUCGACAAUCUGCUGUACGUCGUCGGCGGCUCGCACGGCUCGUCGCACCAUUCGUCAGUGGAAAGGUACAAUCCGAUAGAGGAAACGUGGACAAUGGUCGCUCCAAUGGCAAUAAAGCGUAUUGGCGUAGGUGUCACUGUCGUCAACAGGCUGCUGUAUGCAGUGGGUGGAUAUGAUGGUAAAGACAGGCUCCGAUCAACAGAAUGUUACAACCCUGAUAAAGAUGAGUGGAGAUUCGUUGCACCAAUGAACACCAUGCGAAGUGGUUGUGGCGUCGUGGCGAUGGAUGACUACAUCUACGCAGUCGGUGGCUACGACGGCGCGCAGCAGCUGAGCAGCGUGGAAUGCUACGACACACUGAAGGACCGCUGGAAACUCGUCGCGCCGAUGAAUUGUCCGCGCAGUGCUCUCAGUGUCGCUGUCACCGACAACAAGCUCUAUGCAAUGGGUGGCUACGAUGGUCAGAAUUUCCUCAGUAGUAUAGAGGUGUACAAUCCCGAGUUGGACACGUGGAAAGACGUCACAAACAUGAGCUGUGGUCGCAGCGGUCACGCGUCUGCAGUGUACCUAGGAGUGAUCUUCCGCACAUGACAGUGUGAUCAUCUACGCAUUAACGCUGGCCAGGCUCCGUGAUGCGUGGUCAGCAUAACGAUGUGUAGAAAAAUCCAGUGGCAAGCAAGGGCACUGAUCACUGCAUUGCACGUAAAGCUGUAAAUAGCAGUGGCACAGGUCAAUAGCAGACCGCGUAUGGUGGCCAGCAGACUACUUGAUAGUGCUAGGGUGCAUGUAGUGCCAAUCAAACUACAGAAUAGGGCUGGCAUAGGCGUAAUGCCUAGCUGGUCACUGUGCGGCACUAUUGGGAGGAUGAAGAGGGCUUAUAUAGUGCCCAUCAAACUAUAGAACAGUGCUGACUUUGCUAUAGUGACUUGCAGCUUAGGGUGGGUUCGCUACAAUGUUUGAAUCACACGCUAAGCUUCUCGAUGUCUGAUAUCUUCCGUGAAUUCCCAGCCGCAAGCGAUUUGCAUUCAGGAGGUUCUAUCUUGGUGCUACCGAUUGGAAACCAAAGAUUUUUCUCGAGGGGGCGAGUUGGAAUGUCCUACCGCCACUUUGAUUUCUUCUCAGGACUUUGCCUUGCGAAAGAUAUAUGUACGGGGCUAUUAUACUGUAUAUUUACAUUCGCAGUUGUUAUAGGUGAGGUUGUGCAGCUGCUAUGUGCAUUACUUUGACGUCUCUUUAUCUUUGGGGAGAAUGGAGAAGUUCUGAAAGCAUGCCUAAGCGUACAAGGUGCCCGUGUUGUGCGACCAUGACAACGCAUACGUGUAAAACGUUCGUUACCGCAUGCACGAUUGCGAAUCGUUUACUCCUGCUCAGUUGAUGCUAUAGUCUCAUCAGACAAUACCAGGGAUCGAUUUAGUCUUCGCUAAAUGUGUGUGUGUGUGUGUGUGUGUGUGUGUAUGUGCGUGCGUGCGUGCGUGCGUGUGUGUGUGCGUGUAGCCAUGUUCAAAAGUUUUAUCGAAUCGGUGGUAGCGUGCGUGUCUGCAGUGAAGACGUGCCGGAAGAAUAUUUACUGUUUGUAAUUUUGAACCAAAUGCUGCUGGAAUUCAUUAUCCUUAUUUUCCUAGACGUUCGCGCCUUUUUGUGAGUGAAGCGAUACCCGUCCGUGAAGGGUACUACUUACACCGAGACGGCGAUGACUCUCAAUACAAAUUCUACAGGUUAUGUCGAUCGCUCGAAAAGUGGUUAAGUUUUCAACUAUAACAGUUCGAAGCAAACUUUUGUGUUUAUCCGAUAUGGUAUGUAAAUAGAAGAUCACAAGCUGUAGUUCGUUAAAUGCACUUCGUAGUUCGUGCGCUUAUUGGGAAAAUGAAAAUACAAAUAGAACUAUUUCAUCUAUCUUGAGUGAGCGGAAGAAUCCAUGUCAAAUGUGAAAAUAGACCUAGAAUGUUUCCAAGCCCUUGUCACAAGCUCGAUAGACAUGCAGCGAACUGCAGCGUACCAGUCUAUGUUUACGUCAGUGGCCGUACUGCUCCCGAUGCCCUUGUCACAAGCUCAAUAUACAUGCAGCGAACUGUCGAUGUCCCAGGUAACACCUGGCAGGGUUCAAACAAAAGGACAUCACCUAACUGCCGAUGUGAGGGGGGAGCCAAUAGGCGCGUUCACACGGACGUUUUUGGCCCGAGCCUAAUUAGGCCCGCGCCAGAUUUGGCUCGAGCCG
Molecule: messenger RNA, 3869 nt
Organism: Priapulus caudatus
Lineage: Eukaryota; Metazoa; Priapulida; Priapulimorpha; Priapulimorphida; Priapulidae
Product: kelch-like ECH-associated protein 1
Exons: 7
Coding region: 467-2245 (592 amino acids)
Molecular function (GO): protein binding
Source: RefSeq, a predicted model, not a curated record